Anopheles darlingi is the source of this 765-nucleotide messenger RNA. RefSeq lists its product as uncharacterized. Lineage: Eukaryota; Metazoa; Arthropoda; Insecta; Diptera; Culicidae. The transcript has 2 exons. The record is from RefSeq and is a predicted model, not a curated record. Bases 1 to 765 code for a protein of 254 amino acids.
AUGCAUCGUCGCACCUCUGGCCACGUAUCGGUUGUCUAUCAGUCGAUUGCACUUUGUUGCCUAGUGGCUAGUGGUGCCUGGGGUACGGUACAAGAAGGGUUCGCGAAUAACGUCGACACACACACUGGCGGAUGUGGGCCGAACGGAACAACGCUGACGACGACGACGACGACGACGAGCGUGGCAACCGGGCACUCGGACUUACCGGAGCCAUUUCACCGUGGCCGUGACCGACGUUACGUGCUCAACUAUCCGGUCAAUGGCGGUGUGGCGAAGGUGCUGUUUGGUUUCGUCGCGCCGGUCCGCUUCCAUCACAAGCUAAAGCGGAGCAUCAAUUUGGGCAUCAACCUGCAGGCCAACUAUCGUAUCCUGCCGGACAUCAUCUUUCCCCAUCCGGAGUCCGUGUGGAAGAAUCGCUACAACGAUGACGCGUACAUCGAUACCGGCCGACGGCAGCUGUACCAGCUGCUGGAGAAACUACUGGCCGGAACACCGGGUGGCAAUGCCGGAAGCAAUGCCACGGCCAGGGCCCGGAACUGCCUGCUGCGGACGAUCUGCGAAAUUGCCGACACACCGCUCACCCAUAACGGUAUGGUCGGGGAACUGAUGGAUGUUGUGUUCACCCCUGGCGAUACGGACGAGCUGGCCGAUGAGUAUAAGAUGGCGCGACGGUACGGUGCUAACGGAGUGGAUUGCAGCCGCUUGUACGACGCGUGUCCUUGGGGACACGGCAUUCUGGACACCAUUACGGCACUGCAUUGGUGA